Molecule: messenger RNA, 1702 nt
Organism: Sarcophilus harrisii (Tasmanian devil)
Lineage: Eukaryota; Metazoa; Chordata; Mammalia; Dasyuromorphia; Dasyuridae
Exons: 2
Coding region: 757-1431 (224 amino acids)
Source: RefSeq, a predicted model, not a curated record
CACACACACACACACACACACACACAAACAGGGAGCUGGGCCCAGAACUAGACCACAGGAAGCCCCCAGUGUAGGGCUGGCUGGGAUCCCAAGCCGCCCCCUGCGAGCCUGCCUCCUCUGAGUCACACUCCCAGACUCUCCUGUUGUCCUGCAGCCUCUGAGCUCCAUUCCUUGGCCUCCGGCCAUCUGGUCCAAUCUCCUGCGGCCUCUGGCCCUUGCUAUAUUUCUGCUCUUCAGCUGGGACUCUCCUGGCUUCCUCCGGUCUCUUUUCUCCUAUGUGUGCCUGAAUUCUCGGAUAACCCUUCUCUGACCUGUUUCUUAGGGUCUCCUCUGGCCUCUGACUUCUCCCUCUGCCUGGUGCCCUCUGCCUCUGAUCUCCGACUGCCCCCCCUCGCCUUUGGACCCCUUCUCCAGCCUCUGGCCUUCUUCUCUGGCUGCUGCUGGCGGACUUCCCGACUUAUGCUCCACAUAAACAAGUGAUAAGUCACACAAGUGCCCAAAGUAAGAAGAAGCAUCUCAGUCCGGUUUCUGCACCCAUUGUCUCCAGCUCCUCCAUGUGGGCACAGGCUCUCCACUGCUACAGUUGGCAAUCCCUCCAGGUCUCUGAGGCCUCUGCCCCUCCCUAGGAUUCCAGGUCAAGCUGUCCUGCAGAGCCUCUCCCCAGGGUCUGGUGCUGGUGGCCACCCCCCAAACUGAUGAGCCACAGGAAGGACCCCUCCCUCCUCAUCCCCAGCCUCUCUCUCGCCAGGGGAGCUGAUGGGAGCCCAGCUGAAUGGGGGCUUGCAGGGGUGGAAUGGGGCCAGACUCAGACUCAUGUGGCCACGAUUCCAUUCUGUAGGGGCUGAUGGAGGGCCUAUCUUGCCACAUCACCAGCCUGUCUCCUUGGGAGGCAUCGAGAUUCACGGUGAAGCACGCUGGUCUGCCAGUGACUCCCUGUGUGACCCUAGGCAAGUUCCUCACCCAUCAGAGGAGGGCAGUCACCCACAUGGGCUUAGCCUUCCAGCCCUAGGUCUUUGGUUUCCUCGCAGAUGUCCCUCGCCUUGGCGGAUCGCUCUCGGCAGAUCGCUCUCGCUGGCUCUCUCUGCUGCCCUGGGCCCACGCGGACUCCGUCGUCCUGUGGAUCCCCGGCAUUCUGGCCUCCUCUGUGGUAUCCCAAGGGUCCCGGCUGCCCAGCCACGGGAGCCAUCUCCAGGGAAUGGGCUAGAGGAGAGGAGCAGUUUUCGACAGAACACUUCCAAAGGGUACGCUCUCCAGAAGACCAGUCGUAAUUGGAGAAAUGUGCAGAAGAGGCUGCCGCUUCCUCUCCACAGACCCGCAAAGAUGGCCCAGGAGGGAAAAAAAAGGCAAAGCAAUUCCCUGUCAGACAUGGGCAAAAAUCUCAAAGUGGAGGUCGCCUUCUUCCCCGAGUCUCCCGCCUCCGUCAGCAGCUGAAGAGCUGCCUCUGGUGAGUCCUUCGCCAUCACAUUCGGUCUGUGUCCAUCCGGGUUUUUCAGUCUCUCCAACUUGUCUUUGCAUUGUUGCUUUUAUUUUAUCAAUAGUUCUUGAAUGCACCUGCUUGACCUAUAUUGGAUUACUCAAGGGAACGGGGCUGGGGGGAAGGGAGGGAGAAAAACACAAGGUUUUACAAGGGUGAAUGUUGAAAACUAUCGUUACCUGCACUUUGAAAAUAAAAAGUCACGAAAGUAGUUCUUUUUCUGCUCGC